Messenger RNA from Gasterosteus aculeatus aculeatus (three-spined stickleback), 4680 nucleotides. RefSeq names its product TSC22 domain family protein 2. Gene Ontology annotation, biological process: regulation of transcription by RNA polymerase II. The record is from RefSeq and is a predicted model, not a curated record. Lineage: Eukaryota; Metazoa; Chordata; Actinopteri; Perciformes; Gasterosteidae.
CUACCCACAAUGCAGCGCGGUUUCUCAUACAACAUAGCCAUCUUGUCAAGAGUGACUGAGAGAGCAAGGCAACUGUGGCCGCUGCUUAGAUUCACAUUUUGUUUUAAAGCUGGAAUUUAAAAGUCUUUUCCUCUCUCGCUUGCCGUUUUCUUCAACGUAGGUGUCCCCACCGAAUGACUUUACGCCGGUGAGGUGAGUGGAUACGAAGGACUCCUUCCUGGAAGAUGUCUCGCAUACUUGUUCCGACGUAGGGGGCUGUGCGGCAGCCAGUUGGGCUCGACUUGCUAGCUAGCUCGAAGAAAGAGUGCUGCGGGCCCACCCCAGCCGAAAGUAGGUCCCGCCGCUGGGCGAUACACUCCUGUGACAACCGCCGUUAGACAACCGCACAGCCGGGACGUUCGUUGGCCGAUCCGUACCGACGGAAAGCUCCGGAUCGAGCGCCCCGCGGGCUGCUGGUUAUCGGUGUGUCGAGCCGCAUUGCCGGACUGGACGACACGACGCGUUGCGUUAUGGGCUCGUGAGACGCAACAGGAGACCGAGAGAGGAAGAGAGAUGGCGUAGAUUCAAAUUUGGUUAAACUUAUCGUUCGCUAGGACGUGUAAAAUAAACGCAAGCUGGCUGUUUAAUGCGAUCUACGCAAAUAGAAGCUGGAUCCAGCUCUUUCUUUGACGAAGGAGGAUAAACGUAGCCGUACCGGACUUGGAAUCAGGCUGUCAAAUAUGUCGAAAAUGCCGGCCAAGAAAAAGAGCUGUUUUCAGAUCACAAGUGUGACUCAGGCUCAGCUGGGGCCUCCGGGGGCCGUCGACGACACGGAGAGUCUGGAGGACCCCGACGAGUCUCUGGCUGGAGACGUGUCGUCGGAGAUAUACGACAUGUCGCGGGCAGAGUACGAGCCUGCGUGCGGCAGGAGUUCCUCCGAAGAAGCCCUGAAUAAUGCCGCGGAGCCCGAGGCGCUCGGGGUUCUGGCGCCACCACACAUACCUCAAGCCGGCCAGUCGGGCAACCUCGUCGGGGACUUUCGGCCGGGGGGAGCGUCGGCGAUCGGCCCACGGGCCUCAGGCGGUGUGUCCGUGAACGCGUCGCCGGCCAGUUCGGCGGCCUCACCCGCCCCCUCCACGGUGAGCUACACCUCGCGCUUCAGGGUCAUCAAACUCGACCAUGGUACCGGAGAACCCUUUCGAAGGGGCAGGUGGACUUGUACAGAAUUUUACGAUAAGGACUCCGAUAACUCUAGGACUGCAGAUGGCAUUAGGCAUGCCGGUGCAACAACACUGGACCCUGCUGCGGACCGAGACAGUGGGCUCGGGCACACGGGAGGCUCCGCAGUUGCCCCAGCAACUCACUCAGGUCAGGGCUCCGGGGCGGAUGCUUCGCUCUCCUCUUCCCGCAUGCAUUCAGUGGAGAUGCAGCAGCAGCAGCCGCCACAAAUCCACCAUCAAAACUACACCGCUUUCACCAGCGGUAUCCAGCCUUCCGGCCCCCAGAGCGCGUUGCCCGUCGGACAGAACGGCCUGCCUCAAGCGGUUGCCCUCAUGCCUCCUUCGGCCCAGCCUGCUGCUUACCCUACGCAGCAGCACGCGAUGAGCCACCACCUGACCAGACAGUCCUCUGGAAUGCUACAGAACCAUACAGAGUACUAUCAGCAGCAGCAGCAUCCCACUGGCCAGUCCAUCCCAGCGUCCAGCGUCUCGACGGGGCCGCAGCCUGUGGGACAGGGGCACCCUCCGGUCUUGCUUCCAGCCACCGGAGUCUCCUCUGUGCCGAGUCUCGCGGGAGAUGUCGCAGGAGAUGUAACUACCGGGCAGCCGUCUCCCGGCCUCUUGCCGCAGCAGACCGGAGGAAUGGGGGCCACUGAGGCCUCCGUGCCGGUCGGUGGAUCCGCUUUGCAGCAGCAGAUUGUGAGUCAGUACACGGCCGCCGGGCAGCCUCAACCCCACGGCCUGCACCCUACGUCCUCCGGAGUACAAAACGUGCCUGGCGUCGCGGUGAACUCCAGUGCCUCCAGUGCAGCCUUGCCAAAUGUGACAACUUCAAGUUUGCCUCCAGGUCAGGCGCCCCAAAGCAGGACUCUCAUGGCUUUAGGGAUGCAGGGCCUCCCAGCAACUGUAUUUGGAAAUGUGGAGGGAGGCGGCGGCGGCGGGAAGUUUGAGGGACUCGUCGAUGCACAUUCUCCUCUUGUCUCUGGGAAGGAACCGAUGAAGCCCUUCAUGCCCGAGAGCCUGCACCUCGCCACUCCCACUGUCAACAGCUUGUUUGGAAUCCACAUACCUGUCGACGGGGACGCGGACAGGAACCCCUCCAAGGCUUUCUACCAGGCCUUCCAGUCUGGCAGCAGAAUAAGGGACUCAAAGGCCCACAGUGAUAGGGCGUCUGGAUCCAAUGUUGCUGCCAUUGAUAAUAAGAUUGAACAGGCAAUGGACCUGGUGAAGAGCCAUCUGAUGUAUGCGGUGCGCGAGGAGGUGGAGGUCUUAAAGGAGCAGAUCAAGGAGCUGUUUGAGAGGAACUCUGUGCUGGAGAGGGAGAACGCUGUGUUGAAAUCUCUCGCCAACAGCGAGCAGCUGUCUCAGCUGCCCGCCCAGUCGGCCGCCAGCUCCGGCACCUCGCCCCCCCAGCAAGGACUUGGCCAGCCUCAGCUUCAACUUCAGCCUCAGCUACAGGCCCAGCCGCCGCAUCAACUUCAGCCUCCGCUUCAACUUCAACUACAGGCCCAGCCGCUUCAGCUUCAACUUCAGCCUCAGCUACAGGCCCAGCCCCCGCUUCAGCCUCAGCUACAGACCCAGCCCCUGCUUCAGCCUCAGCUACAGGCCCAGCCCCCGCCUCAGCCUCAGCCUCAGCUACAGGCCCAGCCGCCGCUUCAGCUCCAGCCUCAGCUACAGGCCCAGCCCCCGCCUCAGCCUCAGCCUCAGCUACAGGCCCAGCCGCCGCUUCAGCUCCAGCCUCAGCUACAGGCCCAGCCCCCGCUUCAGCCUCAGCCUCAGCUACAGGCCCAGCCGCCGCUUCAGCUCCAGCCUCCGCUACAGGCCCAGCCGCCGCUUCAGCUCCAGCCUCAGCUACAGGCCCAGCCGCCGCUUCAGCUCCAGCAGCAUCCCCAGACUCCGCUCGAUCCCAGCCAACAACAAAUGCAACCCAACGUCACCUCCGCUUGAAGUGCAUCUGCCCGGCUUGGCAUAUGGCAGAAAAAGAAGAAGAAAAAAAACCCAUCAGCUUCUCUACAAUUUAUUACAAAUAGUCUAUGUGAAAUUAAACGUGUCUUCUUAGCCACCAGCUUGACCGCACAGUACAGUCUGUGUGUGUGUGCGCGUGUGUGUGCAUGUAUGCGUGUGUGUCAGAGUGAGUUAGCAAGUAAGUGUGAGUUGGUGUUGGAGUGGCUGUGUGUAUGCGUCCUGUACUGUGGGCCUUUCCAGUGUUAAUGCAAUCAUCAAGAGCGAGACUGACUGGGACAGAGACCGUGUGUGAGGGGAAGAAGCGUCGGGGAAGGUCGGGCUGUUUGUUUUCAUCUUGGCUGUGUUCCCGGAGCGGCUUACUGCUGCGUCCGAGCUCGUGGACAGGAUGUCUUUUUCUUGGACCAGGCCGAGCCGGACGGGUUCACGACCUGACCCCCAGACCCGCUCAAACCCGAGGGUGUCAUUGGGAGGGAGGGGCUUCGGCUCACAUGAGGGGCAAAGGCAGUGAUUGUCAAAAAAGCGAUGAUUAUUUUGAAAGGAGAUAAUUGAGUGGGUAAGGGGGGUUAUUUGUUAGCCUUGCUGUUUCAUGUUGUAAAGUAAGUGGGAGAAAGUCUGAUUUUCAGAGCGCCACACUGCUGCCGUUACGUUGUAAUCAACUCCAACUCUUCAUCAGUCUUUUGAGUUCUACUGUCGAGUGUUUUAUUUAUUACCGGGCUGCUAUUCUCAUAAAUGAACAAUUUCACAGAACCAGUCUAAUCGGAGCCCAGUGGCUUGUUUCCUCUCCUACAGUGUUUCAACAGAUUCGUCAUACGUCCCAAGAGCAACGCUUGUUGUUAAACUAGAACCCAUCAAAUCUGACCUGCUCAACACUAACUCAAACUAUACGCUGCAAUUGCCAAUUCAUGAGUCAAAAUCCAGUAUGAAUGUACUUUUUUUCCUUUGUAUUAUAUAAAGUAUUAAGAGCCUUGAUGGGCGACAUGUCGCCCGUCGACAUCAAAUCUUAAUGUGAGCCUACAGAAUUUAUUUGAAGAUUAAAUUCUGGUGGUAGUUUUACCUAAAAGUGAAUUAGUAUUGCCAUCACCUCCCUUUUUAUUUUUCUUUUCUCCCACUGUUAUUCCUGAGGGGGAAUUGGGAAGGAAAAGCUGUGAAAUCAUUCAAGCUACUUUGUAACCAAAGAUGCAAAGUUGUGUAAAUUGAUCAUUUUUAAAUGCACACAUGUAUUUUCUUUGUUUUGUUACUUCCUUCACAAUAUUUUGUUGCUGUUCUGCAUGAUCUAAUCUUCAAACCACUUUCUUACCUCAUUUUUAUUCAGCACUCUUAUUGUAAGAUAGUCUGUGAACAGUGUAAAUGGGGUGAAAUGAUGAGACGCAGAGAAAAAUAACCUAGUGUUACUGACACUAGUCCCAGAAAAAUGAAGUGAGCCAUGUUUGUUCAUUAAAUGGUGUUUGAAUUUCAUAUGCCAAUAGUUUUGUUACAUUGCAAAUUUUAAUGUAUUUAAAUAAAAGCAAUAUCCAGA